This is a messenger RNA of Entamoeba invadens IP1, 1269 nucleotides long. RefSeq names its product Rho/RAC guanine nucleotide exchange factor, putative. The record is from RefSeq and is a predicted model, not a curated record. The transcript has a single exon. NCBI's taxonomy places the organism in Eukaryota, Evosea, Mastigamoebida, Endamoebidae. Gene Ontology annotation, molecular function: guanyl-nucleotide exchange factor activity; metal ion binding. The coding region runs from base 1 to 1269 and encodes 422 amino acids.
AUGUCUUUGAGUAAAGACGACUACCGAGAGAGGAUUAUAACUGAAAUAGUCGACACUGAGGUUACAUAUGUUGACUCUUUACACACAUGUAUGGUGUAUUACUACGAACACUUUCUGAAUGAUACUCCUCAAGUUAUAAGCACAAAACAAACGGAAGACAUCUUUCUCUUUUUCGAUCAAGUGUAUAACACAAACAAACAGUUUUUGUUGGACAUCCAGUCGUCAAAAGUUGCUCAAACGCUCUCACAGAACAUCGGGGAGUUGUUCAAGAACUUCAUCCCGUAUUUCAGAGUGUACUACCAGUUUCUUGGAAACACUGCUAUUUCGUUACAUACACUAACUCAACUCGAGCAAUCAAAGACCAUCGCAAAUUACUUUGAGAAACUCAGAAUAGCUAUUCCGGGACAAAAUAAGUUGGACGUUAGAGGUUUUCUUAUUAUGCCUGUUCAACGCCUCCCUCGCUAUAACUUACUUUUAACAGACUUACUUAAAAAUACCCCGCAGACACACACCGACUAUCCCUAUUUAAUCGUCGCACUCAAAGAAAUGAAGAAACUUACCGACUCUGCAAAUAAGGCGAUUACCGCCGCGGAGAGGCGGAGGAAGUUGUUUCUUGUAGAGACUCGUAUCUCCGGGUUCUCGGGGACUCUUGUUGAGCCGCACCGAGUGUUUCUUAAAGAGGGAAGUCUUCGAAAGGUAUGUCGGAAAACGACGAAAAGUCGAUACUUCUUUCUUUUCAAUGACAUACUUAUAUACGGAUCAGGUGAUCAGAGUCACGUGAGUGUGUCUCAGGUGUCCGAUGUGGUGAAUAUAGUCGUGAAAGAUAUUCCGACGUCCGUCAAUUCGUUUGAAAUCUUCACUGAUAAGAAGUCGUUUAUUGUGUUUGCUGAGAAUGUUGUUGAGAAGCGCGAGUGGAUGGACGAGCUUGAGAAAGCCGCAAAGGCCGAAGUUGAAAAUUUGAAAACACGGAACAAAGAAAGUGAUGCGUUUAUCAAGCCAUUGUUUGUACCGGAUGACUCUGUGACGAAGUGUAUGUUAUGUGGUAAACAAUUCUGUUGCUUUGAGAGAAGACAUCACUGUAGGUUUUGUGGCAAAUGCAUUUGCGAUGACUGCUCCAAAUACCGAAUGCCAUUACCACCACUCAAUUUAUUGGAAAGAGGAUGUUCCGCUUGCUUUGAUCGACUUGUGCUCUCCGCAAGACCAGUCGAUAAAGAUAAAAUAAGAAGCUCAAUAUAUGGAAAUUCAUCAGUCGAUUCGACUAAUUAUUAA